This is a messenger RNA of Dendronephthya gigantea, 3320 nucleotides long. RefSeq lists its product as uncharacterized. The transcript is spliced from 10 exons. Bases 144 to 2555 code for a protein of 803 amino acids. NCBI's taxonomy places the organism in Eukaryota, Metazoa, Cnidaria, Anthozoa, Malacalcyonacea, Nephtheidae. The record is from RefSeq and is a predicted model, not a curated record.
CGCGAAAGCAUAAACCUCGCAGGCCUCGUAACUGCGUCUUGAAUCCCAGACACCUGACUGGCGUUAAAAAAACGCGCAUAACCGCAGAACAUAUCGAGACAAAACAACGCGGGACAGCUUGAAGAACUGACGAAUAGCAGAAGAUGAGCAAAGAUUUUGAAGAGAAAAUUGGUCGGUCGUCAAACGAUAGAUCUGGUCGGGGAAACGCGUCGAGAACGACAAGCCAUCGCAAAGCAUAUCUCUUCGGUGGGUUUCUUCUCCUGGCCGGCGGUGUAAUCUGCAUUGUCGUCGGCGUAUACGCGUCCAAGUUGAAUCGCGAAGUUGGAAAUGACAAGAAGGGGUGCCCUGAAUCUCCACUCUCUCAAUGCACGUUCUCGGCCGAAGCGAAGCGGGUGAAGCUGCCGGAGUUUCUCCAAAAAGUCAAAGAGGUUUAUUACAAAAUGUAUCCAGAGACACACGCUUGGGAGGAUUACAUCGACGACGAUGAAUUGAUCAAAAACGUGCAAGAAAGGUACCUUCCGUACGAUCCAAAUCCGUUGAAAUUGAAGGAGAAAACAGAUCAGUCCAUGGCACUUCUCACUGAAAUUAAGAGCAAGGUUAUCAACAUCGAUGAAUUAACUCCCCGGGAACUGAAGACACUUGAACAGUUGAAACACUAUCUCCAGCACAGUUUUGGGAAUCCUUACGACGAGAACUAUUACAAUGGAGACUGGAUGAUGGGACCAAAUUUCUUCUGUUGGCAACCAUUCUGCAUAAUACAUUCUCAACUGAUGUCUUACGGCUAUUUUAAAGUACCAACCUCGUACAAGGACGUGGAAGAUACUAUUGCUAUGAUAAUGAAACACAAAACAGCAAUCGAGAGAUACAGAUCGAAUAUCGAUCUUGGCGUGAAAGCAGGCAUGGUGAGAUCGGUAGAAGACUGUAUAUCUGGGGUUGAUGCUCUAAAAGAGAAAUCCAAAUAUUUAACAAAGACGAAUAGAUCGGAAAGUGUACUUGAUGAAGAAUACACGGCACCUUUUCAAGCUAAAGAUUUUCUUGAUUAUGUUCCGGAGAGCGAUUUGCAGUUGUGGAUUAAGAAUAAUAAGAAGACAGCUUCGUCGUCCAUCAAAGAGGCAUUGACUGAAGGAUUCGGUAAGCCAAUGUUGGAUCUAAUAAAUUACCUCGAACACGAACACAUACGUCACUGCAUCCCCAGUCACGUGUCCAGCGGCUUGGUAAACCUGCCCCUUAAAUACGUAUACAAAGAUGGUAAGCCAACGGCAAAAAGAACGACAAGGAAACUACCGACGGGGGAGCAGUUGGAUGGCCGAAAAAGCUACAAAAGUACCGUGUCUUACUUCACUACAGCCGACAUCACUACUGACGAGAUCUUGGAAAAGGGAAAGAAACAAAAUGAAGUGUUUUACAAAGAGAUCCUCAAGAUUACCAGAUCAAUCAUGAACUCUACAAACACAUCGAAAGCGGUGAACAAACUGAGGAAGUUUCUAAGCGCAGACACACAAUGGCACAACGAAAGAAAGUUUCCAGAGAACGAGUCAAACGCCAAGGCUUUCAAAACAUGCGUUGAUAAAGAAUCCGCUAAGAAAUUCUGCCCAGUGAGGUACGCCGCAUUGAAGAAAUGGAUUGCAGCGUGUCGUGAGAUCAUGGCUCUCAUUCAUCCACAGUUCAUUUACGCAUUUCACGUGACAGGAAAGCGUAUGACAUUGCCGAACUGUCCGAUUGAAAUCUACCCUCACUUCAAUCCAUCAAAAGGCACCAUGCAAUUCGUAGAAAGUGAUGAAACGUGCAGCUCGCCGACCGAGUUCAGAUUACCGUUUUUCUUGGAACGUUAUGGACCAAAAUUCCAAGAAUGGUCUGUGGUUGCACACGAGACCAGGCCGGGACAUCAUUUACAAGCACAAGGCAUGAGGGAGUAUUUUCAGAGUGGUUGUAGAGGACUGAUGUCUUGGUUAGAUGACAGGACGAGCGAGUCCUUUUCAGCGUUUACAGAAGGCUGGGCAUUGUACAGCGAAAAUCCGAUUAUGUCGGAUGACACAGAAUUGUACAACGAUAAUCCAUUUCAAAAAUAUGGCAUGUUGAAGUGGCAGGUUUGGCGAGCAUUAAGAUUGAUAAUUGAUACUGGGUUGCAUGACAGAGGAAUGAAGAGGGACGAAGCGUUGCAACUCUUCGACCAAUUUGCAUGGGAUAGCACCGACUUUGCAGUAAAAGAGCUUACGCGAUAUCAGAGCUGUCCUGGGCAGGCUACGGCCUACAUGAUUGGCCGACUGACGAUAAUGGAACUUCGCGAGAAAACCAAGAGGGAACUGGGCGAGAAAUUCAGCCUGAAAGACUUUCACUAUCAAGUUUUGUCGCAAGGAAACGGUCCGUUGUCGUUCUUACGAAAGUACAUAGAAAAGUAUAUCGACUGCGUAAAGAAAGACUUGAAAACUGCCCUAUGCCAGUCUAUUUUGGAGCCACAAAAGAAGCCUGUGGGAACAGAAGUAUUUUCCCAGAAACGCACGGCACUAAAGUUGAGAUUACUGCAUAUCAAAUCACGUCAUAGACAUUACCCGUAAAAUGAUUUUAAAGCGUUGUUUACAAGAAUAUAUGACUGUAGUUUGAAACGCUAAGCUUAUGCAACAUAUGAAUAAGAUAUCAACAUAAAUAUUUAAUAAUUUUAUAUGUAUCUUGUAUAAAACCUCGGAGUACACGUAGUUGUUGCCAUUUAAUAGAAUAGACCUUUUUCAUAAUGACGUCAAACGCGGAAGAAAAAUCUGAUUGGCUCUGCUUUACGAAGUUUGAUUGGCUCGAUAGUUUUGUGGGGCCAAUCAGACUUUACGCGUUUGACGUCAUUAUGAGAAAGCUCUAUAGCAAAUUGAAUUGUUUCAACUUGCCGACAAUUCAAAUUUGAUUACCGCAUGGAAUUUGAUUGGUUCGCCAACAAUUUGCAACAUUGCCGAGCCAAUCAAACUUCGCGUAAUAUCUUGUUUCAGAGUUUCACGUUACUGUCCCUCUCACCGUCUCUUAUUCUGCGUCGUAAAGUUGGUGUUGAAACACUUCACACCCCCUUCCGAUAGUUGGCAAUGUGUCUCCUAUGAUUGGUAGUGGACAAUAUAGUGCACACUGCGUUCGAUUCAUGUAUUGUAUAUAAUACUAUAUUCACACGUGUUAUUCGAUGUGACUUUUCUGUCUUUUAAUGUUCCGUUCAAUGCUAAAUGAUGUUAAUUUAUCUAUAUGUAUGUAAGGUGAUCAAAUUCUACGAAAUACAAUAUAAUACCAGAUAUAUUUCACUGAUAAUAUUCAUUUUUAUAUAGCCUAAAUUUAGAGAUGAAAACUAAUUC